AUGCCCCCGAAUCCAUUGUCCCUCAAGCAGCGGCUUGCGGCGCUCUCGGCAAAUCUCAACUCGCCGUCGCGCUCUGCAUUUGACGCACCCCCCGACUCCCCCCUGACGGCGAAGCGCAAGUCCUUCUUCAAGCAGCCGUUCCGCAAGAACUCUACCUCCGAUAACGGACCUCCAGAACUCUACGGGCACGAACGCAUUCAGGAGGUUAUGAGCAGGCUGAUCUUCCAGGCAGGAGUGGACUAUGAGAUUGUGAUGUGCGCGGCUGCAAUGCCUGACCCACAGGACGUCUCCUAUGACUUGCUCUUGAGCCGCAUCUUGUCAUAUUUGGAUCUUUAUGUUGAGUCGGACUACACGGUCGUAUUUCUGGCUGCCGGCAACCGACAUACACCGGGUUGGAAUUGGGUCUGGAAAGCAUACCGGAGUUUGAGUCGCAAGUAUCGCAAAAACCUCAAACGCCUGUUUUUCCGCAAGAUAACUUAUAUCAAUACCCUUUCGGAGUUGGCAUACCACAAUCUCAAGCAUGAGAAGCAAAUCCAACUUCCGGUCAUGACGCGAUCAGACCUUUUCGGCGUCCCGCUUGAAGAACUCAUGGGAUUCGACGGAGAGAAGGGCGGGCUGCCACGGGUUGUCCGUGACUGUAUACAAUAUCUCCGCGCUACAGGCUUGCAGGAUGAGGGCCUGUUCCGUCGGUCACCCAAUUCGGUGUUGCUAAAACAGGCAGCUCAGGCGUACGAUCGCGGUCACGUCGUGUCUCUAGACACCUUCGGGGACCCUCAUCUGGCCGCGAUGCCCUAUGCCGACGAAGACCUCAACGACAUGGCCGCUAUCAUGUACAUUAGGGAAAUUCUCCUUCCUGAGCUUCCACCAUGCGUUUACAUCCUCUUGAACAGCAUCCUCCAUCUUCUAUAUGAUGUGCAGAGACAUUCCGCAGCGAAUCGCAUGGAUGCUCACAAUCUCACCGUCGUGAUCUGCCCCAACCUCGUCUCAAGCUCAAACCCCAUGCGCGAUGUCAUGAUGUGCUCUGUUCCCAAUGCGCCCACCCUCUUCGACUCGACACGCGCUGCAUCCAGCACGAACCUUCCCUCCCAGCUCCAGUCGCAGUCCCAGGGCACCCCAUCUCAGCAGCCUCCACGCUCACCCUCACAACACCAUGCAUCACUUUCAGCCCCGCCGCCACCGCCUGCUCCAGAGGGUAAGACGACACUUGGGAUGGUGAUCAAGCUCUGUAUUCAACGCUAUUACGAGGUCUUCGACGACGUCCCCGACCGCUCCGAAGCGCUCGCGCCCGACCACGCGCAGGACAUUCUGCACCACCCCGACCCCGCGUUCGCGGCGCUGGGCUCUCCGGGGAGCCCGUCGCUCAACAACCGCGACAGCGCGCUGCUCGACGACGACGACAUCGACGACGCGAUGCUCGUCAUGCCCCUCGGUCCCGGGAGCGCGAACCCGAGCCGCUUCUCCAGCGCCGGUGGCCACAGCACCUUCCGCCCGCACCACCGCACCGGCGGUUCGCGCGACGUCACCGCGCGCUCCGUCGGCGGUGGCGGGCCCCCGAGCGCGUACGCCACCGUGAACGCGAACCGGACGCGGUCGACGAUCAGCAUCGAGCGCGGCCACGCCGGCGGCGGCGCGGGCGGGCGCAAGGGCUCCAUCGCGCUCGGGCGCGGCACGCAACGUGGGACGGGCAAGGGCGCGGGCGCGGGCGUCACCGCGGUGAGCAUCACCGCGGAGGGCUUCUUCAGUGCGCCCGACGCGCCGCCCGUCCCCGCCCUCCCGGCGCAGGACGCGAACGGGGACGCGCAGUGA
This is a messenger RNA of Epithele typhae, 1806 nucleotides long. RefSeq lists its product as uncharacterized. The coding region runs from base 1 to 1806 and encodes 601 amino acids. The transcript is spliced from 10 exons. Gene Ontology annotation, biological process: small GTPase-mediated signal transduction. Gene Ontology annotation, cellular component: cytoplasm. The record is from RefSeq and is a predicted model, not a curated record. Gene Ontology annotation, molecular function: GTPase activator activity. Lineage: Eukaryota; Fungi; Basidiomycota; Agaricomycetes; Polyporales; Epitheliaceae.